This is a messenger RNA of Choloepus didactylus (southern two-toed sloth), 757 nucleotides long. It is a transcript of the gene CABP2, whose product is annotated as calcium binding protein 2. Bases 1 to 678 code for a protein of 225 amino acids. Gene Ontology annotation, molecular function: calcium ion binding. NCBI's taxonomy places the organism in Eukaryota, Metazoa, Chordata, Mammalia, Pilosa, Megalonychidae. The transcript has 7 exons. The record is from RefSeq and is a predicted model, not a curated record.
AUGGUGCAGGGGUCCAUGGGAAACUGUGCCAAGCGCCCCCGGCACCGGGGGCUUAAGGACCCCUGGCAGUGGCCCAGAUCCCCCCCAGGGGGCUCCCUCCGCAGCACCAGCCCCCGCCCCGAGGCGCAGGGGGACCCAGGGCCGGGGCUCCAGGGCUACGCGGUGCUCGGCAGCCUGGUGGGCCCGGCCUGCAUCUUUCUGCGGCCCAGCCUCGCCGCCACCCAGCUUGACCGGGAGCUGCGGCCAGAGGAGAUUGAAGAGCUGCAGGCCGCCUUCCAGGAGUUUGACCGCGACCGGGAUGGCUACAUCGGCUACCGGGAGCUGGGCGCCUGCAUGCGGACGCUGGGCUACAUGCCCACCGAGAUGGAGCUCAUCGAGAUCUCCCAGCAAAUCAGCGGCGGGAAGGUGGACUUUGAAGACUUCGUGGAGCUGAUGGGCCCCAAGCUGCUGGCAGAGACCGCGGACAUGAUCGGGGUGCGGGAGCUGCGGGACGCCUUCCGGGAGUUCGACAGCAACGGGGACGGCUGCAUCAGCGUGGGCGAGCUCCGCGCCGCCCUCAAAGCCCUGCUGGGGGCGCGUCUGAGCCGGCGCGAGGUGGACGAGAUCCUCCAGGACAUCGACCUCAACGGGGACGGCCGGGUGGACUUCGAAGAGUUUGUGCGAAUGAUGUCUCGUUGAGCCUGGAGAGGAGCUGGCAGCAGCAGACAGGAUCCAAGGACCACUGCUACCGACCAGCACUGCCUCUCCUUCCCGCCCC